This is a messenger RNA of Fomitiporia mediterranea MF3/22, 495 nucleotides long. RefSeq lists its product as uncharacterized. Bases 34 to 495 code for a protein of 153 amino acids. The transcript has 4 exons. NCBI's taxonomy places the organism in Eukaryota, Fungi, Basidiomycota, Agaricomycetes, Hymenochaetales, Hymenochaetaceae. The record is from RefSeq and is a predicted model, not a curated record.
GCGGAUAUGAUAUUACAAUCUAAAUAUUGAAUAAUGAGGAGAACGACAAUCGUAUAUUGGCGUGCACAAGCCAAAGCUUCCUAUGGACCAAAUUCCAUUCCUCGCAUUUCAUUGCCGCCCGUGAAGAAGCCAAUGGUGUUCGAAAACAUUGCGGCUCUGUCCCGAUUAAGGAUAAGAUACGUUAACAUGGCGCUUCGGGAGCGGACAGGAGAUUGCGGGAAAUUUAAUGGCACUGGCGGCGUAUUAAAUUUGGUUUGGCUUUGGACGAAUAGUGAAUGUACAAUGGUCUUUACGAGAGGUAACGGCGUUCGGCAUUUCGAGCGAUACGAGCAUGUCGGUCAACUCCCAGCGCUCAUCGGCGGCGCAUUUUGUUUUCCGAGACUGACCAAGGCGACUCGAUGGACAUACGCAUCGGCGACUGGCAUGCGACACGAUCCGAACCAUGCUUCAGCUGAUACGCCCACUUGCGCGCGAUUUGCUCCUACGCGUAUUUGA